Molecule: messenger RNA, 4908 nt
Organism: Electrophorus electricus (electric eel)
Lineage: Eukaryota; Metazoa; Chordata; Actinopteri; Gymnotiformes; Gymnotidae
Gene: synm
Product: synemin, intermediate filament protein
Biological process (GO): fast-twitch skeletal muscle fiber contraction; intermediate filament cytoskeleton organization
Cellular component (GO): intermediate filament; neurofilament cytoskeleton; sarcolemma
Molecular function (GO): vinculin binding; structural constituent of muscle; intermediate filament binding
Source: RefSeq, a predicted model, not a curated record
GCUUAUACGAAUUCGGAGAAAAUGUUUUCGUUCAGGACGCCGUUUGAAAGCGAAAAGCUCCAACUUCAGGAGCUCAAUCAAAGGCUUAGUCAGUACUUGUCGAGAGCAAAGUUAUUAGAGCAAGAAAAUGCCUGCUUAAUAAAGGAAAUACAUACGAUUCGACAAAACAGGUCUGGAGAAUGGGAGAGCAAGCAGAUGGCCGAACUGCGAGAGAUGAGGCGCUUGGUGGAACAGUUGUCUUUUGAGAAAAAUAAAGCAGAGAUGGAACGAGAAAGUCUCCGCAAAGAAUUUCAGCUGAUCCAAGUGAUGCAUUCUGAUGAGUCCGCUGUAAACAAAGGUAUCGAUGGUGAACUGAAAGGCUGUGAAAGGCAGCUCCACCACUCUAACCAGACCAACAAAGCACUGGAAGAGUGCUUGCUUCAGCUUGAGAAUGAGUAUGCUUUUUUGGAAAAUGCUCAUAGAAAGGAAAUUGGCUACCUUAGGAACCAGACGCACGACCGAGCUUUACCUGUUGUGACUCAAACAUAUGGACCAGCAGCAGUUGGGACGGACGAAGUCCAAGAGUACGCGCUUGCCCUGACCGACAGCUGGGGGGAUACUUUAGAGAUGUAUCAGCAAAGGGCUGAAGAAAUUGAAGAAUCGAUAAAAGCGGAUCGGGCGAGACUGGAAGACAUUAGAAGAGAGAAGAUGCAAUACGCUUCGGAACUGAAUAAACUGAGAGAAGAAUUGGAGAAACAAUCCCGCGUGCAGAUGGAUCUUGAGGAACAGUUCGUGAACAUGCAAGAAAACUUUAGAGGAGAGGUCAAUCAGUAUCAGAUGAUUAUUGAAGAGCUGGAACAUGAGCGCAGUCUUCUGGCCAACACUAUUUCAGAAAAACUAAAGGAUCACCAGGACCUCCUACAGGUCAAGAUGGGGCUUGGUAUGGAAUUGGCUGCAUACAGGGCACUCCUGGAAGAAGAAGGAAAACUUGCUCAGAUGAGGGCUAAUCGUCAUUCAAGAGAAAGAAUAAUAGAUAUUAAACUGCCAACUGAACAUUACACUCCUAGGACCUCCACCAUGACAGCUAUUCAACCACAAAUGGGAAGGCAUUUUAUGGGGUAUGAUGUCAGAUAUAUGGAGCCCAUUUUCAAAUUGAGAAAAUCCACUGAUUCCUAUGAAGCCGUCAGGACUGUACCUAUCACUGUGAUGAGCCAAGCCAAACAGAGCCCUGCUGCAAGAAGGGAUAUGAUCUCUUUCACCGAAGCAACACAAGCCACAGCUACAAAAAGUGUGCCCAUACAUGUCGUCUCAGCCAGUGGGAGAACCAAAGAAGUGGUGGAGGACACAAGCGUGAAAAUCAUAGGGGAGUCACAGGACCCACCAAGGACCCACCCUCCCCAGUCAGAAACAGGAAACGAGCCUGUAUCCAUGGUUUCACCAACAGCAGAGCUGAAAUCGGUGAGAGUUGUGUCACCUCCCAUGAUGAGCCUCAGCACCACAGACGAAAUACAGAACGUUGUUGAUACAGGGAACGCUGAAACUGGUCCUGCCAAAGCAACAGUGAAACCAGUUGAAACACAGUUUGUCCAACAGCAGGAGUCCCAAGAUGAUGAUCAAAGAGAUUUUCAAGCACCUGGAAAAGUGGAACCGAAGGUAUAUGAAGGUAAGGAACAAAUAUUAGACUCUGUGUCCAUGGAAGAAAUUAUUGAGAAGGUAAUAAAACCAGUGGGAUUGGAUACCAAGCUCGGCUCAUCUGCUGAUUCAAAGAUCACAUGCCAUGUAGAGAAAACAGAGCAAGAAGAUGGAAGCACUAAGACCCAGAUAGUCCUGCAGACAAAAGUGGAAGAGGAUGUAGAUUUGUCAGAUGACUCUGCUCUCAAGGAACUCCUCAGUAAAGGGGUGAAAAAAGUCUCUCUGGAGGAUAUUGAGGGUACCCCAACAGGAAGCAUGAUUCAUAAUCUUCUCAGUCUUGGUCUUCAAGGUGAAAGUUUAGAAAACAAAUCUGUUAAUGUGGAGAUAAUAGAGGAGCCUGUAGAAAGUGAUGAAGAAGGGCAAGUUGAAAUUGAGGAGACUAUGGAGAUAAAGUCCAAUCCUUACUUCAAGGCCUCGGCAAUGUUCUUGAUUGAAGAGUCAGAGAAUGAACCUCAGACAACGAAACAACAUGAGAGUACAGAUGAGACUCUGAAAGCCUCAGGACAUGGCAUUAGUGGAUCUGUGCAUGUUCAGGAGAUGUCCAGAGAUGAGAGUCUGCCAUACUAUUCUCAUGGCCAAGAGACUCAGGAGUACAUUGUUUCUACCCCUGAAGACAAUAUGUCUGAAUCAGAGGAAGGUGGUGGAAUUAUGUCUUAUGGACAUUAUGGAGUUGUGGAAGACCUUUCAGAUGAGAGAUACUACCAGGAAGAAACUCUUCCUACAAGCACGAGGUACUCUGACGAAGGUGACAGAGAGACACUUGUGUAUGUCGAAAGAGACAGUUUUCCAGAGUGUAUAAUUGAAGAAGAGGUACAUGUUUCUCCAACGGUGCAAGAGUCUAUACUGGAGGUCCUGACAGAAGGGUCAUUGGACCCCAGAGAGCAGUUGGAGGGGACACUGGAGCAAUUGGAGGCAACAGUGCCUGGAACCCUGAAUGAAGAGCUUUCACUUCUCAGACAGGCUGAUGAAGGUUCCGACAUUUCCAUUGAUAUCAAAAAAGUAGAAAAGGCCUCAGAUAAUGGAACCACGACCAUUGUGGCACAGGUCAAUGUCACUCAGUGCCUGGAGGAAUCGGAGCUGCUGGAUGAUCAGGCAGAUGACCUGAACCAAGAACAGGUGAUGGCAGCACUACAAUCCUCCCACCCUGAGCUGGACCAAGCCUUCGCUGCUGGAGCUGAUGGAGGCGAUAAGAUGAGAAUCUCCAAAACAGAGGUCCAAAUGGAGGACAUGCCAUGGAUGACCAACCCUGAGGAAACUGAAGACUCGUGUUUAGCUAGUGAAUUUGGUGAGACAGAGAAAAUCAUCAGGCUGGAGCCUAAUGAGAGAUCCUUCAGUUUGCAAAUGGAUAACAACAGCUCAUCUGUGUCAACAAGCACAGGAGGAGAAGAUUUUGGAGGACAGAGAGAGGACGAGGACAGUGUCCAAGAAUGUUUACCAGCCCAGGAGACUCACCCUUCACUGACAGACACUCAUGAGAAAAGAGUUGCUACCAUUUACCUGGAAAGCUCAAAGGAGGAUUAGCUUACAAAAUUGUUUAUUUGCCAGAUAAGAUUUCCGUUUAGUCACAUUUAAUCACUCAUAAUCUAUUCUUUGCUAUUUAGACUUUUUAUGUGAAUUAACUCCUCUUUAAACUUGUGAUGAGGUUUUAUUGGAAAUGACAAAUAGCAUACAGCUACACUUGUAUUAAAAUCACUGUUUGCUGUAUUUCCUUUAUCCAUUUCCUUUAUUUCUUGAAUACAUUGCUUUUAUUGGCAGUGUAUUUUUAUACAAGAUGCAUUACCUUUAUUUUCUGGUUCCAAUAAGAUACAUAGCACAAAAGGUAUUUUCUAAUUGGUAACAUACCCUAUAUGCAAAUAUAUUUGGUGUUCACCAGAGCAUUAAGAAAAAUGUUUUAAGAGAGCUUGUAAGAAAUGUAAUGUCAUGUUUAAUAGAAAUGUAAAAAUAGAUGCUGGAAGUUCAAAAAGCACACAGAACAGGGGCCCUUCAGUUUUGACACAAAACUGUUGAUUUUACCUAUGGAGUGAAACAUGGUUGGACAUUCUUUCAAAUACUGAUUUUUUUUUAAUCAUAACCACUUAAUAAGCAGGCUUUCGCAGUAUAACGUAGAUUUGACUUCUGUGAGUUUCUUGCUUUGUGAUUAACAUGACAUUUUAAGUGGUCCUUGCUGCCUUUUAGGUUCUCCAGUCCUUAAAUAACCUUAAUUCAGCAUUUACUAAUACAGCCACCAGUGCUUUCAAAAUGAGGGAAACAUUUCCAUUCCACUGUAAUAAGUGAGAGCAGCAUAGAGAGCAAAAAGUAGACUUCUAACACAGUAGUGUUUGCGUGUGUUACAUGGUUGCCAUAAAGUCUUUCAGAACCAGGGUUUACAUAAUGUGGUUAUUUUUUGGACCAUGGCACGUGUUACUGGUGGUAGUGGAGAAGAAGGAAGUAGGAGAGAGUGAGGUGAGGAGAAGGAGACAGAGAGAGGCCAGUGUACAGCAUAGUCGGCCUCUUUAGAGGGCUCUGCAGGUCUUAGAUGUUAUCAAUAAAUGAUGGUGAAGAACACGAUAAGCAAUUUGUUUCUUAUGUUCUCAAAGAACUAUUUGCAAAAAAAUAGGUGCUGCACAUGUAUCUUGUGUUUUAUAUUUUUGCAGUUAGCAUAAUGUUUUACAUUACAUGGGCAAGGAUACUAUGUACUAGCACACACAAAGACUAUAACACUUGGUUUUGGUGAAAGUACCAGCACUUUAAUUCAGACAGCUUUCAUUUAGGUGUAUGGCACAGUGUAGCAUGGAUGGCAGUUUUGUGUGUGUUCCUAAUAGUAAGGGUAUAAACAUUCUAGCCUCUUUAAUGAUUAAAAACAAAACUUAGCACAGGAUGCAUCAUUUUUAAAGAACUUAGGGACAUUGCUAAUAAAUUAUCUGCAAAAACAAUGGGAUAAUAUUUAAGAAAUCAUUUACACUAUAAUCUUAUCUUAUUAUGGUGUUAACUGAGAUUUUGAUUUCUUUAUGUUAUAUGCACAAGCUUUUUGAAAACAAGUAUAGAACAAGCAUCAUGUUUUAUGUGAUAUGCACAAUGAUAAAGCUUUUACUGUCAUCAAGAAAAACUGGAGAGGACAUAAACAGAGUUUGAGGUUUAAUGAAGAGUAAAAAGAAAGUGAAGUCUGACUCCAAAUUAUUCAAUUAUUAAUUAGUUUUUGUCACCUUUUCUGUCUGGCUAUUGGUUCCCACCUCAAAAACAAUAAACUCUUCAUGUGUG